Molecule: messenger RNA, 4497 nt
Organism: Zychaea mexicana
Lineage: Eukaryota; Fungi; Mucoromycota; Mucoromycetes; Mucorales; Lichtheimiaceae
Exons: 10
Coding region: 133-4281 (1382 amino acids)
Molecular function (GO): 5'-3' DNA helicase activity
Source: RefSeq, a predicted model, not a curated record
UGCUGAUAUAUCACUUGUAGCACAAGGAAUUCAUCAAAACGUUGAUUUUCAGCAGCCGGCUUAUCCGAAUUCGCACAGUACCUUGUACUACAACCGCGUGCUCUCUUCUCUCUUUCGUGUUAAACGGGGACAAUGACCGUCGAAGUCACUCAACACGAUUCCGACGUUGAAUCCACACAAAAUCAACCAGCACAAGAACAGAAAUGGCCUCAAAUUUCAGUGUCGAAAUUAGCUCAGAGCUUUUACUACCAUUGCGAAGAGCAUGUCAAACUGACAAUGUCAGCGGCACCAGUCAAAGUCAGCAAAGAAGACGACAGCGAAGACCAAGAAGACAGCAAUGGCGGUGAAGAAGACAAGGCUCCACUAGGCGUACGCGUGGAAGACGCGUCUACAGAAGCUCAUUUUCAACGUGGUAAUACUUUUGAAGAGGUGCUUAUGCAGCAGCUGAGCUCGGUGGCUGUGGAUCAUACACACACGCCCACAGCGAAGAGCAAGCAGGUGCUUCGUGAAGCAAAGGUCGGUCAGGUCCUAUGCCAGCUGAGUUUCGAAAUGCCCAAAGGAUUUUAUGCAUCGAGCGCGCAUGACAACUAUCGGCUUCGCCGGUUUAUACCCGAUUUCCUGUGGACCAAGGAAGACCCUUCAACCAAGACUAGGACAAUUUUCGUGAUUGAUGCCAAGUCCAGUCGAGCAAUGAAUUCAUAUCAUCAGUUUCAAGUUGCAUCGUAUGCCUACCUCCUGGAAUAUAUCGUCAAGGAUAUCCGCAACCUCGAAAUCGAUCCUGUCGGUGGUGUAUGGCUACCAUCCAAUAUAUUAGAGCCCGAAACAUUUAGAAUCGACCUGAUGAUGCCCAAAAUGAAGUUCUUCUAUACCGUCGAGCUGCCAGCGAUUAUCGCUUCAGAACAAACAUCGUGGUUGUACAGCACAAAAUGCAAAACAUGCGAGUAUACGGAUAUAUGUUGUAGUCAGGCAUAUGGAACACCAGGCGCCGUAGCCUACAUGACCGAUUACAAAGUCAAGGCAUUACAAAGACGUCGAAACACGGAUGCAAAUAGCACGGUGACAAUGCUAGGGUCCAGUAGCAAAACGACUAGAACUGAUAGCAUUGAUGAAUUGACCGAUCGCUUACAAAACCUUAAUACCGACAACACAGACGACAUCGAAGAUUUAAUGAGCCAGUUUAAUAAAAUCAAAAUCAAGGAUCACGGUGUACCAGUCCCAGACUGGAUGGUGACUCCAGAAUUCCAACCGUAUAUCGACGCAUAUAAAACACAGAAGCCGCAGUUCCGUGGCAAUCCUACUGUGUCUCUAGCAGAAAAGAAUGACCAUGAUAUCUUUGUCUCUUUUGCCUAUGACCCCAUGUAUCGCAGUAUAUGCGCGUAUUCAAUUCGAGUUUAUACCCCGGUGGGCAAUGUAUUGAAAGAGUUGGAUUGUAAUGGAUCUGUCGCCUACGAAAGUCGUUCGUCGCCACGCUACAAGGAACUUGCCGUGUCUUUGGUUACCGAUUUGGUGCUUGUUCUCAAUUUCAUGAAUGGCAACAAUUCAUGUUGUACACUCUAUGUUGCUAGCAGUCAAGCCAAACAUCAAUUACGCAUGACUUUGCUGGAAGUUGCCACGCGCAAAGAACAAGAAGAGAAAGAAGAAAAAGAAGAAGAGGAGGAGGAGGAGGAGAACCAUGGUGAUAAAGAAGAUACAAUCCGACAAAAAGCAAUGGAUUGUCUUCUUGUGAUCUUUCAGGACACGCAGCUUUUGACUAUACCUGGCGUCGAUGCAUUCCCAACCGAGCUUGAAGAGGUGACAGUCCCACGACUGGUAGACUUGGAACGCCUAGUUCAAGAAAACAUUGCUCUUGGUGUCCCGGGAUUCUAUACGCUCACUGAUAUGCUUCAUUGGCUGUGCACUACCGACGACGAUGAAGAAAAGAUCAAAAUCAAAAAAAAUGAUACACUCUUGCUUGAUGAGGCGGGAUUAUAUGACCGCUGGCACGAACAAGACAACAUAUCGCAGCAUCUCAUUACUCAUACCCGACAGCUACAAAAUAUUUUGUUGCGUUAUCGUGAGCUUGCCAUAGCAUACAAGGAAAACACAAUGGUAAACAUAUAUUGCCUAAAGAACGUCCCCUUUGUGUGGUCUAAAACACAGAAAUUUCGAUCCCCUCUCCUUGGCCGCCUAGCAUUUUUCAAGAAACUAGAGUGCGUAUCGGGAUGUGACAACGUGCGCAGUGCUCGAAUCGGUGAUCUUACGUCACCGUACGCGAAAAGCAGUUUGCAUUUGGUGUUUCGCCGCUGGGAGGUUAUUCCAAACUCAUAUGGCAAAAAAGAUACGUGGCUCGCAUGGUUCGAUGUUAUUCUUGAUCGGUUUACGACAUCCAUUGCAGCAAGAAUACAGAUGGACAGUCUAGUACACAAUAGCUUCAAGGAGUAUAUGCUUGUUAACGAUACCCGUGAGGGUAUUUUAGAAGCGAUCCGAUUCCCGGACUUGAAGCAUCGCAAAGCGCUCCGUGGUAUUAACGAAAGCACACUAGUCAAUGUCGAUCGUGUGUCUGAGACACAAUUCAGCGUAGCAUUGACUGGUUACUUCAAAGAUCUUGGCCUCGUCAAAGGCAGAUAUUAUCGACUGUAUAGACGAUAUAUUGAUUUCAAUACGGAUAAGAUUCUGGAAGCAUUGUCACAAAUUGACAGUGAAAACGAAUCGAGCCUGUUUGAACACGUGUUAACAGAUCCAAAUGCUUGGGCUGAAGAAGAGCAGCAACAGAAACAAGAGGAGAAGGCAGUAGGAGAGAGGACUGUGUCAUCCGAUGCGCGCGCAACAGCAUUGAAACUGAGGGAUAACUUUCGCAUGUCGCCUUCGCAGAAAGAUAUUUCUGCCAGCAUCAUCAAAAAACGCUUACAGAUUGUUUGGGGCCCACCGGGUUCUGGAAAAACCGAGUUUCUGGCCUUAUUCAUCAAUUGGUACAUUACCCAUCUGCAUGAUCGUGAGAAUGGAAAGGCUUUCGUAAUCGGUGUCACUGCGUUCACCAGGCAUGCCAUCACAAACUUGUUAAAGCGGAUAGCCGAUGUUCAGAUGCGCCAUCGUACAUCAACCGAUAGCAAGACGUUUACAAUUGUCACUAUGGAGUCCGCCUCAUCAUCAAAUGGCUCAUCACCAGCUGUAUUGCCUGAUGCAAUUCACUGCAAGGCUGAGCAACUUCCAAAACAUUUGCCGCAGAAAGGUGCUGUGGUCGUUGGUGGUACUGUUUGGGACUGGUAUAAGGCUCAAAAGAAAACAACCAAGAAGUGUGACAUGAUGAUCAUUGAUGAAAGCUCUCAGCUACUCGUUCCGGAUGCCGCAAUUGCCAUCAAUUGCCUUGACUCAAAAAAGGGACGACUGAUUAUCGCUGGAGACCACAUGCAAUUGGGCCCAAUUCUUCAUAAUACUUAUCCAAAGCUACCUCUGAAGGAACCAUUACUGUUUGGAUCCAUCCAACAGUGUAUGAUGCGGACCACAUCCAACGAGUCGAUCCCACCACAAGAAUUCUUACUGAAAAAAGGCGCAAGACGUGAUUUCGGUCCAAACACAAUUCAGCUCAAAGAUAAUUGGCGAAUGAACGACGAGUUGAAUUCAUUCUUCAAACAAAUCUAUGGCAACGAUCUUGCUUCUCAUUACCCUAAUCAGCGCCUUAAAUAUGAUUGGACGCGCGUUGCAGCCAGUCAUCGACACUUGCAUACUAUCCGUACUGCAUUGGAUCCUCGCAAAGCCAUAACUGUCAUCAACAUCAAGCUUAAAAAAGCCCAUGCCGUCGAAGAGGAAACCGAGGUCGAAGCCAAAAUUGUUGCUGACAUUGUGGAAGCACACCUGCAAGCACAAGUCACUCACGGAAAUAGCAGCAAUGACGUCGCAAAAGUGAUGGUGGCGACACCGCAUCAUCGACAACGCGUGGCAGUGGAGCAUCAGGUGUCACUUCGUCGUGGAUAUACCUUCCGUGAGCAAGUGACAGUGAACACGGUGGAAAAGAUGCAAGGGCAGGAGUGUGAACUUGUUAUUGCUUGCUUUGCCUUCCACGAUAUCACACCCACAAAGAUUGAUUUCUUGCUAGAUUUUAAGCGAUGGAAUGUGACAGUAUCACGUGCUCGAUGCAAGGUUAUUAUUGUUACUACGGAUGAUAUCCUCUCCCUUCCCAACAGACAAGGAGGCCAUUCGCUUGCUUUAUUUGAAAAGCGGGAAUCGGCAGAAGGAUGGGGCUUUGUCUGCAUGGUUCAAGAGUGGGCGAAAAAGGCUGAUGCACUAGUCAAUUGGGAUGCGUAAUAAAAAAGAUGGUGACUCCUGUGUAGCGUAUAGUCCUCUAAACAUCUAGCAGCAGUAGCUGAAAAGAAAUGUGGAUGUGCUGUUGUGAGGGGAAGGGAAGAAGACCAGUCAACAUGUGCACAGACCAUGUCAAAAAAGAUGUAAAAACAGCUUCAAUUUUUGCAAUAUCAACUGAAAGAAGCAUCUGUUGCGGAUUAUGAGGAAUAAAAUGAUGCG